GUAAUUCGAGACAACGUCGCGUGGCUCACACCAUUCAGACGCGACGCGUUGGACAUCGAGUUCUUGGACCAAUGUCAGCUGUGCAAACUCUACGACGCCCUGGUUGGGGACGAGUGCGGCCUUGGCAACGCAGGCGCGCCCCCCUGGGGCCUGCGUGGGCAGCCGCUGGACGCUUCGUCGGCAUGCGGUGAAUUGCGGUCACUUAGUGGAGGCAGCGACGGCCUCGGCACGGCGUCUCCCGUGGGUUUGGAGGCUAAGCCUUUCGAAUCAGAACUGGCGGCGGAGGUCACUGCCAUCUUGCAGAGGCUGCCCGCAUCUCAUGACGCGCGGGUCCAGCAUGCAGUCGCUCGGGCAUAUGCCAGGAUCAUCUCGGCGGGAUGUGUUGAUAACAGAGCAGAUGCAGUGCGAAUCGUCGGGUCAGGUUGCGCGGUCGAGGCCGUGCUGGAAGUUUGCGCAGCCGCUCUGGGCGCGCAUGCCAGCGUCGACGACGUGGCCUUGCCGGGGGCAAUCGUGUUCCCCGCUCCGCGCAAAACCUCGCUGACCCCGCAGAUCGAAA
This is a messenger RNA of Prorocentrum cordatum, 556 nucleotides long. The record is from the annotation of a GenBank genome assembly. NCBI's taxonomy places the organism in Eukaryota, Dinophyceae, Prorocentrales, Prorocentraceae.